Balaenoptera musculus (blue whale) is the source of this 1760-nucleotide messenger RNA. It is a transcript of the gene TRNP1, whose product is annotated as TMF1 regulated nuclear protein 1. Gene Ontology annotation, biological process: regulation of cell population proliferation. The record is from RefSeq and is a predicted model, not a curated record. Lineage: Eukaryota; Metazoa; Chordata; Mammalia; Artiodactyla; Balaenopteridae. Gene Ontology annotation, cellular component: nucleus. The transcript is spliced from 2 exons. Bases 129 to 836 code for a protein of 235 amino acids. Gene Ontology annotation, molecular function: DNA binding.
UUGCCUUGGCGCUAGUGUGGGGGCUGCGGCCGCGUCUCUCUCUGGUUUGAGGCCUUCAUCCUUCCCAGCGUGGAGGACAGCCGGCCAGACCCGCGGACCUACUGCUGCGGACCGCCGGGGGGCGGGGGAUGCCGGGCUGCCGCAUCAGCGCCUGCGGCCCAGGGACCCAGGAAGGGUCGGCGGAACCAGGGUCCCCGUCGCCGCCGCCCGGGGAGCGCCUGUUGUCCCCUCAGCCACCGUCCCCAACUCCGACCUUAACCCCGACCCCGGCUCAGGCCUCACCGCAGCCCGAAGUGGCCCAGGAGUCGGCGGGCUCGGCCGAGGGGCAGGAGCUGCAGCGCUGGCGCCAGGGCGCUAGCGGGGGCGCGGGGCGCACAGGGCCGGCAGGGGGCGCGGGCGGCGGCCCGGGCGCGGCGGCGGCGGCAGCGGCAGCGGCGGCAGGGGGCCGCGCGCUUGAGCUGGCCGAAGCACGGCGGCGACUGCUGGAGGUGGAGGGCCGCCGGCGCCUGGUGUCGGAGCUGGAGAGCCGCGUGCUGCAGCUGCACUGCGUCUUCCUGGCGGCCGAGCUGCGCCUGGCGCACCGCGCCGAAAGCCUGGGCCGCCUGGGCGGCGGCGUGGCGCAGGCCGAGCUCUAUCUGGCGGCGCACGGGUCGCGCCUCAAGAAGGGCUCGCGCCGCGCCCGCCGCGCCCGCCCGCCCGCGCUGCUUGCCUCUGCGCUCGGUCUGGGCGGCUGCGUGCCCUGGGGCGCCGGGCGCCUGCGGCGGGGCCACUGCCCCGAGCCCGAUUCGCCCUUCCGCCGGAGCCCGCCCCGCGGCCCCGCCUCCCCCCAGCGCUGACCUCCGCACCGGGACCUCUGACCAACCCGACAGGCCAUCGCCGAGGUGCCGACCGACGGAUUGUGGACGCCGGCUGGAUGGACGGCGUCACCGACGCCGAUGGACAGAUUGCCCGACCCCGGGAGGAGACAGUCGGGGGCCCGAGGGCCCGGUAAAGAAGGCUAAACUGAGCUCCUCCCAGCUCCUCAGAGCCUCGACUCUGGAUCUGACUCCUGGAUUCUGCUCCUUCCCUGGGCACCUCCUUCAGGAAGACUCCUCUCAUUGACCCUACACAAGCAUGGCACCCUCCUCACUUCACAGGAGCCCUUCACUUCACAGUGGCAAGGCGCUGGAUUCUGGGGAAGUUGCCAAUACUAUGAAUUUCUCUAUAUAUGCUGCAUUUGACUUUGGCUUACACUGUACAACUGAAGAUGUUACAAGUCCUUGAGACGCAGUCAGAUUAUUUAAGAGUGCAGCAAAGCUUUCCAAUGUGAAAGUGAAAAGGAUCUCUUUUAAAAAUGUCAUCAUUCUUAAACAAGUCACAGUGCAGCUGGGGUCCCCAUUUUGGUAGAUGCUGUUGCUUCUCAGUCUAACAGCACCAGGAGGCCUGUUUGAGGGGAAGCAUUGCUCUGAGCAAUCCCUCAGUUCCCCUCAUUCACCGUCCUUGCCCUCUCCAGGUGGGCACGUGCCUGUGGCCCCUCAGAAAGGUAAUGGGCUGCUGGCUCCCGGGGGACACACCUCUUUCUCAGGAAGAGGUGUUGGCAACAUAAUUCUAAGUUUUAAAUGAAAAAAGGGAACACAUUUAUUCAAAUAGCCUGAUGGUAGAGGGAAGGGGGCCACACUGACUCACACAUAACCCAGAACUUGUAGAGUUCCGCAAAAUGAACGCAUAUAGAGUCAGUUCCUUGAUGUAUACAUUCAGGAAGAAUAAAUCUCAGUGAUGUG